This is a messenger RNA of Rhodofomes roseus, 1662 nucleotides long. Its product is annotated as glycoside hydrolase superfamily. The transcript is spliced from 22 exons. Lineage: Eukaryota; Fungi; Basidiomycota; Agaricomycetes; Polyporales; Fomitopsidaceae. Gene Ontology annotation, biological process: carbohydrate metabolic process. The coding region runs from base 261 to 1568 and encodes 435 amino acids. The record is from RefSeq and is a predicted model, not a curated record. Gene Ontology annotation, molecular function: hydrolase activity, hydrolyzing O-glycosyl compounds.
AUCGAAGGUGGCGAGAUGCUGUCUGUGUGGAGAUGUGAACAGGAGGACCAUGCGCUGCCGACCCUGGAGGAGCUCGGGAAAGCUGAAUCCUCGAUCACGAGGUGCGUCACAAGUCUUGGGGAGGACCAGCUGCCACCGGGCCGGGUGUAAUUUAUAACGGGCUCCGUGGGCACCGAGCGUUGCAUGGAAGUAUAAAGCGGAGUGGUCGUGGCCACUAGGCCCUUACUCUCGCUGCUUCGGUGGUUCGAGAGCUUGAGAAGAUGGCUGGAAUAUUGACUGUACUAGGUGUCCUCGCGGUGCUGUUAGCAACAUCUUCCGGAGUCUUUGCCUUGGAGAAUGGAGUAGCUCGCUUGCCGGUGCUGGGGUACAACACCUGGAACGCAUACGCUUGCAACAUCGACGAAAAUCUCAUCCUUGAAACUGCAUCGCUCAUGCAGUCACUCGGGUUGCAAGAUGUCGGAUACACGCAUGUGAACCUAGACGACUGUUGGGCUGAGAAGAACCGUACGGCGGAUGGUUUGCUUGCUCCAAAUGCCGAAAGGUUCCCGAGCGGCUUCAAUAACCUGACGAGUCAGCUCCAUGAUAUGGGAUUCCAAGCCGGUAUUUAUGAAGACUCAGGCUGGUUGACGUGCGCAGGAUAUCCGGGGAGCUACAGCAACGAGCUCCUGGAUGCGACUACGUUCCAGAAUUGGGGGUUCGACUAUCUAAAGUACGACAACUGUUAUAUCCCCUUCGACGAUGUCAUUCGACAAGGAACGUACGGAAAAUACCAGCGCAUGGCAGAUGCCAUCGCUCAACUUGCAAGUUCCUCUGGAGAAUCGCCUUUGAUAUAUUCUCUGUGCGAGUGGGGCUGGAGUCAAGUCUGGAUCUGGGGUACCACCGUGGGCAAUAGUUGGCGGGUCGAUGGAGACAUCGCUGACAACUGGGACGCGCUUGCGAACAUUAUCAAUCUCGCGACGUUCAUCACCGGCUACACCAAUUACUACGGAAGGAACGACCUGGACAUUCUCGAAGUCGGUAAUGGGAACAUGACCUAUGACGAGAACAAGUCUCACUUCACGGCUUGGGCAUUGCUCAAGUCGCCCCUUCUGAUCGGAACUAAUCUGUCCGCGGCCUCGCCAGAUAUCAUUGGGAUCCUGAAGAACACGGAGAUACUCGCCAUCAACCAGGAUCCGACAGUCGGAAUGAGCAUCUCACCGUUCCGUUGGGGUAUCAACCCCGACUGGACGAGCAAUAGCUCCUACCCUGCGCAAUAUUGGAGUGGGCCUUCAGAGAACGGAACGGUCUUCAUGCUCCUCAAUACGCUGGACGAGCCCGCCAACAUGUUUUUCAACUUGACCGAGUCGCCGUGGAUCCGCGCGGGGAGACAAUACUCGGUCCGGGACUUGUGGACACACACCGACAAUGGGACUGCUGUACGCAACUUCACUGCGGCCGCUGUGCCUCCUCAUGGCGUCGUUGCGUUAUUGCUCCAAGAUGCUGGGGACGAACCUGCUGGUAUCUUGCCCCUCUGUGCCGUCUAUUACCAAUGUUCUUCCGAGAAUGGGACGUCCGUCGACGGCAGCUAGAAGCCGUUGUACUUCUGUUGUUGAUUUGAAAUGGACUGAUGACAGCUGAUGACGUUGUGUGUGGGCGUCGGCCAAUGUGUUCAUAUCAUAUUGG